CUUCAGAUAGGCCACAGGGUAGACAGCAAGAUGGGAGAAGCUCAAAAGGGCUUACUCUCUGUGGUUGAGAAGCUGAAGGGGACCACGGAGCAGGAGGUUCGAAUAGUGCUUUUAGGACUGGACAACGCAGGCAAGACCACUUUGUUGAAGAGUCUAGCUUCAGAAGACGUCAACACUAUCACACCAACGCAAGGUUUCAACAUAAAGAGUGUGGCUUCUCACGGAAUGAAACUCAAUGUAUGGGACAUCGGAGGACAAAGAAAGAUCAGGGCCUUCUGGAAGAAAUACCUGGAAAAUACAGACCUUUUGAUUUAUGUUAUCGACAGUGCAGACAAGAAACGGUUUGAGGAGACCGGACUGGAGCUGUCCGAGCUGAUUGACGAGGAAAACCUGAAGGGCGUUCCCGUUCUCAUCUUUGCCAAUAAACAGGACCUGGCCACUGCAUCCCCGGCCAGUGAGAUCGCAGAGGGGCUGAACCUGCACACAUACCGUGACAGAGAAUGGCAGAUCCAAGCCUGCUCCGCCGUGUCUGGGGAGGGAGUCCAGGAUGGCAUGAACUGGAUUUGUAGCAACAUUGCAAACAGGAAGAAAAAAUGAACCAACCGUAAAACAUAUCACUGAUUUGUAAAGAUGUCAUACCAUAUACUCAUCUG
Molecule: messenger RNA, 653 nt
Organism: Boleophthalmus pectinirostris (great blue-spotted mudskipper)
Lineage: Eukaryota; Metazoa; Chordata; Actinopteri; Gobiiformes; Gobiidae
Product: ADP-ribosylation factor-like protein 3
Exons: 6
Coding region: 31-597 (188 amino acids)
Biological process (GO): cilium assembly
Cellular component (GO): cytoplasm; microtubule cytoskeleton
Molecular function (GO): GTP binding; GTPase activity
Source: RefSeq, a predicted model, not a curated record